AUGGUUGAUCCACGCCCAACUAUUAAAAAUGCAGACAUGAAUGAAGAUAUGCAGCAGGAGGCUGUAGAAUGUGCCAUCCGUGCGUUUGAGAAGUAUACGGUCGAGAAGGACAUUGCAGCUUUCCUCAAGAAGGAGUUUGACAAGAAGUACGGUGCUACUUGGCAUUGCAUUGUCGGACGUAACUUUGGAAGCUAUGUCACCCAUGAAACCAAGCACUUCAUCUACUUUUACUUGGAUCAAAUCGCCAUUCUACUCUUCAAGAGUGGAUAG
Molecule: messenger RNA, 270 nt
Organism: Lobosporangium transversale
Lineage: Eukaryota; Fungi; Mortierellomycota; Mortierellomycetes; Mortierellales; Mortierellaceae
Product: dynein light chain type 1-domain-containing protein
Exons: 2
Coding region: 1-270 (89 amino acids)
Biological process (GO): microtubule-based process
Cellular component (GO): dynein complex
Molecular function (GO): dynein intermediate chain binding; dynein light intermediate chain binding
Source: RefSeq, a predicted model, not a curated record